AUGGGGACCCGUGCCCUUCCGCUCCCUUGCCAAUUCGAGCUCCUCCUCGGCGAAGACCGCAACCGGUGGCCGCCGGAUGCCAGGUUCAUCGAGGCUGCCCACCUCGGCGACGUCCGCGGCAUCAAGGAGAUUGCAAAGGAGCUGGACGUGCACGGGCACGGGAUCCCGGUGACGGUGGCCAGCACGAGCUACAUGGGCAUGAACGCGCUCCACGCCGCUGGCGGCCGCGGCAGGCUGCCCGCGUACCAGUACCUCGUCGAGGAGGUCAAGAUGGACAUCAACAAGCCCGACACCCCCCAGGAUUAUUCACCCGUGGAGCAUGCCGUUACCUAUGGCAACCUUCCUGCCGUCAGGUACCUUCUUGAUCAUGGCGCCGAUGUGCAUCAACAACGUUCAGGAAACAUCAGUCUUCUUCAUUCAGCUGCAGCUCAUGGGCACUCUGAAAUAGUAAAGUAUCUUCUCUCUAGAGGAGUGGAUAUUGAUGCACAAUCAAUUAUUGGGACACCACUCUCUUUUGCUGCUCAGAAAGGACAUGCUACAGUUGUGAAGAUACUUUUGCAGCACAAUGCAGAUCCCAACAAGGGUACUCGUAUUAUUGGACCUUUAGACAUGGCGUUACACAAAUCUAAUGUGUCUUGUGUGAAGCUAUUGAUUCAGGGUAGAGCUAAUGUGAGUGGUGCUGGUCCUUGUUAUAAUCCCUUGGUAACGGCUGCAGAGAAGGGCUUAACUGAAGCUAUCAAGUGCUUGUUGGAAGCUGGUGCAAAUCCAAAUGUUCUUGACCAGUUUGGUAGAUUGCCAAUAGAGUUGGCUGCUGAGUAUGGUACACGGGAAGACGUUGAGAUGCUCUUUCCUUUCACCUUGCCAAUUUCAACUGUGACAAAUUGGAGCGUUGACGGAAUCAUUAGUCAUGUGAAGAUGGAAAUCAAGCAGCUUGAGGAUGACAAUUUUGUCAAAACAAGGCUGUCUGAUCUGAAACAACAAGGGGAUGAAGCAUUUAAGAAGCAGGAUUAUCUGAAUGCAUCAGUGUUCUACACACAGGCUCUGAAGAUGGAUAACUUUGACGCAAAGUUGUUAUCAAACAGGAGUCUUUGCUGGCUUCCCAUGGGUAAUGGGGAAAGGGCUUUUGGUGAUGCACACGAAUGCAUAGCGCUUUGCCCGAAGUGGGCAAAGGCACACUAUCGGCUAGGCGCAGCUUUUAUGUUUAUGAAGGAUUAUAAUGGUGCCUAUCAGUCUCUCUCGCGCGCUUUAGAGCUGGACCCUGAAAGUGAGGAGGUCGAGAAACUAUUCUGGGAGGCAAUGAAACUAAUGAGUUAG
Messenger RNA from Triticum dicoccoides, 1314 nucleotides. Its product is annotated as ankyrin-3-like. The transcript has 12 exons. NCBI's taxonomy places the organism in Eukaryota, Viridiplantae, Streptophyta, Magnoliopsida, Poales, Poaceae. Bases 1 to 1314 code for a protein of 437 amino acids. Gene Ontology annotation, molecular function: protein binding. The record is from RefSeq and is a predicted model, not a curated record.